ACCUUCCCCGCGGCGCGCGGCCUCGCAGCAUGGGCGCGUGAGGCGGCGGGCGAGCCGGCGGCGAAGGACGCGUGGCCCCGCGGGCGGAGCUGGAGCGGGUCGGCCGUGCGGCCCCGGCGCCAUGGACAAGCUGCCGCCGUCCAUGCGCAAGCGGCUGUACAGCCUCCCGCAGCAGGUGGGGGCCAAGGCGUGGAUCAUGGACGAGGAGGAGGACGCCGAAGAAGAGGGCGCCGGGGGCCGCCAGGACCCCCGCCGCAGGAGCAUCCGGCUGCGGCCGCUGCCCUCGCCCUCGCCCUCCGCGGCGGCGGCGGCGGCGGGCGGCGCGGAGUCCCGGGGCGCGGCCCUCGGAGGGGCGGCGGACGGCGAGGGGCCGGCCCGGGGCGCGGCCAAGUCCAGCACGAACGGCGACUGCAGGCGCUUCCGCGGGAGCCUGGCCUCGCUGGGCAGCCGUGGCGGCGGCGGCGGCGGCGGCGGCGGCAGCACGGGCGGCGGCAGCCACGGGCACCUGCAUGACUCCGCCGAAGAGCGGCGGCUCAUCGCCGAGGGCGACGCGUCCCCCGGCGAGGACAGGACGCCCCCGGGCCUGGCGGCCGAGCCGGAGCGCCCGGGAGCCCCGGCGCCGCCCGCAGCCUCGCCGCCGCAGGUGCCCUCGUCCUGCGGCGAGCAGCGCCCGGCCGACGCGGCUGUCAAAGUGGAGGGAGGCGCGGCCGCGGGCGACCAGAUCCUGCCGGAGGCCGAGGCGCGCCUGGGCCAGGCGGGCUUCCAGACCCACACUCCCUGCUGCAGGUUCUACUGGGACCUGACCAUGCUGCUGCUGAUGGUGGGGAACCUGAUCAUCAUCCCCGUGGGCAUCACCUUCUUCAAGGACGAGAACACCACGCCCUGGAUCGUGUUCAACGUGGUGUCCGACACCUUCUUCCUCAUCGACCUUGUCCUCAACUUCCGCACGGGCAUUGUGGUGGAGGACAACACGGACAUCAUCCUGGACCCGCGGCGCAUCAAGAUGAAGUACCUGAAGAGCUGGUUCGUGGUGGACUUCGUGUCCUCCAUCCCCGUGGACUACAUCUUCCUCAUCGUGGAGACGCGCAUCGACUCCGAGGUCUACAAGACGGCCCGCGCCCUGCGCAUCGUGCGCUUCACCAAGAUCCUCAGCCUCCUGCGCCUGCUGCGGCUCUCACGGCUCAUCCGCUACAUCCACCAGUGGGAGGAGAUCUUCCACAUGACCUACGACCUGGCGAGCGCCGUGGUGCGCAUCGUGAACCUCAUCGGCAUGAUGCUGCUGCUGUGCCACUGGGACGGCUGCCUGCAGUUCCUGGUGCCCAUGCUGCAGGACUUCCCUGACGACUGCUGGGUGUCCCUCAACAACAUGGUGAACAACUCCUGGGGGAAGCAGUACUCCUACGCGCUCUUCAAGGCCAUGAGCCACAUGCUGUGCAUCGGCUACGGGCGGCAGGCGCCCAUGGGCAUGUCCGACGUGUGGCUCACCAUGCUCAGCAUGAUUGUGGGCGCCACCUGCUACGCCAUGUUCAUCGGCCACGCCACCGCGCUCAUCCAGUCCCUGGACUCCUCCCGGCGCCAGUACCAGGAGAAGUACAAGCAGGUGGAGCAGUACAUGUCCUUCCACAAGCUCCCGCCCGACACCCGCCAGCGCAUCCACGACUACUACGAGCACCGGUACCAGGGCAAGAUGUUUGACGAGGAGAGCAUCCUGGGCGAGCUGAGCGAGCCGCUGCGGGAGGAGAUCAUCAACUUCAACUGCCGCAAGCUGGUGGCCUCCAUGCCGCUGUUCGCCAACGCCGACCCCAACUUCGUGACGUCCAUGCUGACCAAGCUGCGCUUCGAGGUCUUCCAGCCCGGGGACUACAUCAUCCGCGAGGGCACCAUCGGCAAGAAGAUGUACUUCAUCCAGCACGGCGUGGUCAGCGUGCUCACCAAGGGCAACAAGGAGACCAAGCUGGCCGACGGCUCCUACUUCGGAGAGAUCUGCCUGCUGACCCGGGGCCGGCGCACGGCCAGCGUGCGGGCCGACACCUACUGCCGCCUCUACUCGCUGAGCGUGGACAACUUCAACGAGGUGCUGGAGGAGUACCCCAUGAUGCGGCGCGCCUUCGAGACGGUGGCGCUGGACCGGCUGGACCGCAUCGGCAAGAAGAACUCGAUCCUCCUGCACAAGGUGCAGCACGACCUGAGCUCGGGGGUCUCCAACUACCAGGAGAACGCCAUCGUGCAGCGCAUUGUGCAGCACGACCGGGAGAUGGCGCACUGCGCCCGCCGCGCCCAGGCCACCACGCCCGUCGCGCCGGCCAUCUGGACCCCGCUGAUCCAGGCGCCACUGCAGGCAGCUGCCGCCACCACGUCAGUGGCCAUCGCGCUCACCCACCACCCUCGCCUGCCCGCGGCCAUCUUCCGCCCGCCGCCCGGGCCCACCACGCUCGGCUCGCUGGGCGCCGGGCAGACGCCGAGGCACCUGCGGCGCCUGCAGUCGCUGGCGCCGUCGGCGCCCAGCCCGGCCUCUCCAGCCAGCAGCCCGUCGCAGCCGGACACGCCGUCCUCCGCCUCCCUGCACGUCCAGCCGCUGCCCGGCUGCUCCACGCCCGCUGGGCUCGGCUCCCUCCUGCCCACGGCCGGCUCGCCCCCGGCCCCCACACCCCCCACCACCGCUGGCGCCGCCGGCUUCAGCCACUUCCACCGGGCGCUGGGCGGCUCCCUGUCCUCGUCCGACUCGCCCCUGCUCACCCCGAUGCAGCCCGCUGCCCGCUCCCCGCAGCAGCCUCCCCCGCCGCCCGGGGCCCCGGCGGGCCUGGGCCUCCUGGAGCACUUUCUGCCGCCUCCGGCCCGCUCCCCGACGUCCAGCCCGGGGCAGCUGGGCCAGCCCCCCGGGGAGCUGUCCCCAGGCCUGGGCUCCGGGCCUCCGGGCACGCCAGAGACGCCCCCGCGGCAGCCUGAGCGACUGCCCUUCGCGGCGGGGGCCUCUGCGGGGGCUUCCCCGGUGGCCUUCAGCCCCCGAGGCGGCCCCAGCCCCCCCGGCCACAGCCCGGGCACCCCAAGAACUUUCCCCAGCGCGCCGCCCCGGGCCUCGGGCUCGCACGGGUCCCUGCUGCUGCCGCCGGCGUCCAGCCCGCCGCCGCCGCCGCCGCCGCCCGCCCCGCAGCGCCGCGCCACGCCGCCGCUGGCCCCCGGCCGCCUCUCGCAGGACCUCAAGCUCAUCUCGGCCUCGCAGCCGGCGCUGCCCCAGGACGGGGCGCAGACUCUCCGCAGAGCCUCCCCGCACUCGUCCUCGGGGGAGUCGGUGGCCGCCCUGCCGCCCUUCCCCAGGGCCCCCGGGAGGCCCCCAGGCGCCGGCCCCGGCCAGCACGUCACCCUCACUCUGCCUCGGAAGGCAUCCUCAGGGUCUCUGCCGCCCCCUCUUUCUUUGUUCGGGCCGCGAGCCGCCUCUGCCGGGGGACCCCGGCUGACUGCGGCACCCCAGAGGGAACCAGGGGCCAAGUCUGAGCCAGUGCGCUCCAAACUGCCGUCCAACCUGUGAGCCAGGCCUCCCUCGCUGUCCUGUCGUCUUGUUUCUCCCUGCCUUCAGGUUUGACUGUGAUUAGGAGAUACACCAACAAUAACCG
This is a messenger RNA of Oryctolagus cuniculus (rabbit), 3611 nucleotides long. RefSeq names its product hyperpolarization activated cyclic nucleotide gated potassium channel 4 (gene HCN4). Lineage: Eukaryota; Metazoa; Chordata; Mammalia; Lagomorpha; Leporidae. Gene Ontology annotation, molecular function: voltage-gated potassium channel activity. Gene Ontology annotation, biological process: sodium ion transmembrane transport; potassium ion transmembrane transport; regulation of membrane depolarization. Gene Ontology annotation, cellular component: HCN channel complex; axon; membrane. The record is from RefSeq and is marked provisional.